GAACCGUCCUUCUCUUGUCCGUUCUGCGCGUACCGAGCGAAGCAGAAGAGCAACUUGCGCACUCACGUGUACACCAGGCACACUGCCGAGCUCCAGCACAAACAGUGGACUCUGUGAAGGGACUUGUGGUUUGACUUAAUGAAGAACUUCGGUUCAGGCAGCCAUACUUGUGAAACUUGCAACCGCUCGUACAAGUACAAGCAUGGCCUUGCCCAGCACCAGAAGUAUGAAUGCGGCAAGGAGGCGAUGUUCCAGUGUUCCUUCUGUCCACACAAGGCGAAACGGCGGGAGAACUUGCGCAGUCACGUGGUGACCAAGCAUGGACUAGGGACAGGGGACGAGUUGACACAGUUGCUCAAUCCUCAGCAACUCAUCAACCUGACACUGCCAUAAUCAGGCAGUGUUGUUGUCAACUCCGUUUAUACUGUUCAAUUCUAUCGGAAUUACAAAUUUUAUUUAGUUUGAUCUCUUUACAUAGAACAAGUACCGUAUUCUUAAAUGAAAUAAAUAAACAAUAAAUUGGAAAACAUAUUUUUAUAAAAAUUAAAUCAGUUGAUUUUUGUGAUAUUAGAUUAGUAUUGUAAAUUGAUUUUACAGUACAAUGAUUUAUUUGCUGGAAACGUUAUGUUGUUUGACAUUAGCCAUUGUUGUUCAUAAAGUGUGCAAUUUUAUAAAUAUUCAUUACAUUUUCAAAAUUCGUCUUUUCUGACGUUCUAUCUCUAUUUAAGGGUUUAUUAAAAAAAGUGUGUUAUUAAAGUGCUGUUAAUAUUUAAAAAUAUCUGGAACAUAACACAAUACUUCAUUUUAAGUGGUAGUAAGGGAGCAAACUCUUUUUGGACUACUUAAAACAGUUUUUAAUAAGAUAUAUUUUAUUUUAUUUAAAUUGGAACAUUAUUUUGUUUGUAUCAACAUUUGGCUACUCACACUAAUGGUAAUUUAGAAAUAUGGCGAACCUGUACCUGCUACCAGCGUAACAUUCUAGUCUUUAUAAUAUGUACGUAUAUUUUAAUUUUUAUAUUUUGAAUUAGUAAUCAGAGCAAUUAUUAGUUUUUAUAAUUUUUUAAGCACUAGCUGUAAAUAGUUAUUUUUUUGCCACCUUGUUUUCUGACGUGUUGUAGUUAAUGAAAAACAUAUUUCGUCAAGAAGCUUAUGUUUUAUCAUCAAGUACUAAAAAAGGGUCGUACCUACUUUUAACCCGACUUCGAUGUAUAUUGUCAGUCUGUUUGAUACAGGUGGUAAAUUUUAGUUGUACAUUAUACACAUAUUCGGAAAGUUAUAGUAUCGCUAAAAUCUGUUCCUAUGUAAAUUGGUAUGAAUUGUUAAUAUGUAUGUGUAAAACAGUAGUUAAUUUCUUGACAGUAUUAUUUGUAAAAAGGUGUUCAACUGCUGUUGUGCAGAAUAAAAUUGCUUCAAGUAUAU
Homalodisca vitripennis (glassy-winged sharpshooter) is the source of this 1419-nucleotide messenger RNA. RefSeq names its product longitudinals lacking protein, isoforms A/B/D/L-like. The coding region runs from base 139 to 393 and encodes 84 amino acids. The transcript is spliced from 2 exons. The record is from RefSeq and is a predicted model, not a curated record. Lineage: Eukaryota; Metazoa; Arthropoda; Insecta; Hemiptera; Cicadellidae.